GCCGAUGCCCCUACCAGCGUCCGUUGCGUAAAAUACUUAGAGCCUGAUCGUCACUUGUUUUCAACGACAGUUGCAUGCAGUGCUGUUAAAAUGUGGUGGUUUCUAGUGUUCUGUGUUAUAAAUGUUUAUGGACAAAAUAUUACUGAUAAAGAUGAACCUCCAGAAUCAAUAUUCGACUACCACUCGAUGCCAGCACUCUCAGAUCUGGACGACUUCGACCUGUGCCUGAAGAAGCCUGACGCCGUCUACUGCAUCGUAGACCUGGUUCUCUUGGAAGAUGAUACGCCGCUGUAUCAGUUUAUUAAGAACUUCUCGUCGCUCUCGUACACGAACUACCAGCAUUCGAAGCUGCAUCGAGGAGUGUGCGGCUCCAAGCACUGCGGCCUGAACAUCAGUCAUGCUGACGGAGGCGAGUCCACCGCUGAGGCUCUGAAAGACUGCUUGAAUGCUAGCAUACAUCAGGGGUAUGGACUACAGGUGGACAAGCUAUCAGUGCGGUAUUGCAAGACAAAGGAUGACUACAAGCCGCCUGAUACCCUCGACUAUAUUAUUGGAGUGCUACUGCUCGCCUUACUCCUGGUUAACUUUGGAUGUUCAGCAUAUUACUUUUUAAAACCAUCGGAGAAUGGAGAAGCAAAUAAAUACAUGCUGGCUUUCUGCAUCCAGAAGAAUUGGAAAGCGUUGAAACAUGGAGGAAGCGCUGAAGGUGGACUCUUCAAAUGUUUUCAGGCUCUAAGAUUCUACACCAUGGUGAUGAUUCUCGGUCUACAUUCGAUGAUUUUCAUCGGCUAUGGAUACACUGCUAAUCCCGAGUUCAUUGAAAAUUCUUACGACGAUUUCUUCAAGGCUCUUCUCUUCAAUGCUCGCGUCAUCGUCCAGAUCUUCUUCGUGAUGGGAGGUUUUCUCAUGGCUUAUAAGAUGCUGGUGUACGCUGAGUCUCAUCCCUUCACAUUGAAAACUGUGCCCAUGGCUAUUGUGAAUCGGUGGUUUAGGUUGAUGCCAGCAGUCCUUGUGGUGAUGGGGUUGGCUAUGACUUGGGUUCCCCAUAUGGGGUCUGGUCCUAUGUGGGACGCCGUCGUGAAGAGAGAGCGGGACAUGUGUCGGAUGAACUGGUGGCAGCUUGUCAUUCUGAGCCCAAACCUGUUUCCGUUCGAACAUCUUUGCUUGCCUCAAGCUUGGUACCUGGGCACUGACACGCAACUGUUUCUGAUAACCCUGGUGGUCCUCCUCAUCAUCUGGCGGUGGCCAAGGAGUGGGGUCCCAGUGCUGACUGCUGUCAUGGCCAUCAGUCUGCUCAUACCCUUCUUACAGAGCUACUUCAUGAAUCUUCUACCGAUUAGAGUCAGUAUAUUCCCAGAGUCGAUAAGGGAUAUAUUUGGGUACAAUGACACGUUCUACCAUGCGUAUGUGUCAGCUCAAGGCAAUUGGGCUGGAUAUCAUCUUGGAGUACUUACUGCUUACUUCUAUCAUAAGGCACAACAGAAGAAAUGGGAUCUAGGAGAUUCGAUCUUAAUGAAGUUCCUCUUCCUGGUCUCCAUCCCCAUCGCGAUGGGAACAGUCCUCAUGGGCUGGGACCUCCACCACCGUGAAGCAUCAGCCUUCGAGUCUGCAGUAUUCAACGCCUUGAACCAGAACUUCUUUGCUCUAGCCAUCUGUGUGUUCAUCAUCGGAUACUUCUACAAGUGCAACAGGAUCUACGUAAGCUCCGUGGAGUGGGGUCCCCUGCAGCCACUCGGUAGGAUGUCCUACUGCGCCAUGCUGUUGCACGCCACCGUCUUGAGGACCUACGGUGGACAGAUGAGGAGAUCCUUCUAUGCUACUGAUUAUACCGCUAUAAUGUUAUACGCAGGCAUCGUCAGUACAACCUACCUAUUCGCUCUGCCUCUAUAUCUCUUCGUUGAAGCACCGGCCUGUCAACUCCAGAAACUUCUUCUAGGCCCAAAACGAAGACCUAAAGAGAAAGAAGAUACAAAUGCCAAUCACGUUAAACCUGGCAUUUCUAAUGUUUCAGUUAAUACUGUUUCUACUCAUAUUUAGAAAGUUAAUUUCGGAGCCUACGUCUAUCUCUUAAAGUCGUUGUGGAAGGGAGAUGCCGUUUUACAUCAUGUAAAGCGACAUCUCGCUUCCACAGUAAUAACAGUUGUUCUUGAAGGGAUAGUAGUAGGCUUCCUGAAAAUUAAGUAUUGGAAUAUAUUUGAGCUUUAGCCAAGCGAUGUUUCUGCAUCCGUAAUUAUGAUAAACAUUGUUCUUCUUAAGAUUUCUAUGGAAAAUAUUGCUGCUGGCAUGUUUUCUUAUAGAAGAUCUCCUUUAGAAUUUAUGCUAUUUCAAAAAUGUUAACUUUCACCGCGGUGAGUGAUUUCACUGACUUUUUAGGUAGAUAGGUAAAUGCUUUCGAAA
This is a messenger RNA of Trichoplusia ni (cabbage looper), 2397 nucleotides long. Its product is annotated as regulator of hypoxia-inducible factor 1-like. The transcript is spliced from 13 exons. Gene Ontology annotation, molecular function: acyltransferase activity, transferring groups other than amino-acyl groups. Lineage: Eukaryota; Metazoa; Arthropoda; Insecta; Lepidoptera; Noctuidae. The record is from RefSeq and is a predicted model, not a curated record. The coding region runs from base 91 to 2037 and encodes 648 amino acids.